UUGGCAACAACUUGAGCCAUUUAGAAACAUUUUUUGGGUGAUUUUCUUUCCAAUGAUAUGGCCUUAGCUCUGUAUUAUUGUGGCUGCCCAUCAUCUCUAAAAUGGAAUUUGCCUAUUGUCAAAGCUGUGAAUGUUUCAGAGACAGGCAGUUUGCGGUUGCCAAUCCUAGAAAGAGUUGAUGAGGAAUUGAGGAGAGGGAAUGAAAGAGAGGCUUUAGCCCUGGUGAAUAAUUUGGUGGGGAAGCCUGGUGGCCUUAGGUGCUUUGGAACAGCAAGACAGGUACCACAAAGACUCUAUAAUUUGGAUGAACUGAAAUUAAAUGGAAUUGAUACUUUGUCUCUGUUAUCACCUGUGGAUGGCACACUGGGAGCAAUUGAGAGAACUCUUCAGGUUACAGCAUGUUUAGGAGGGCUUUCAGCAUGGGUUGUGUUUGGGUUUUCCCAAUUGCAAAUAUUGUCCUUUUCUUUGGGAUUGCUGUUUCUAUGGUCCCUGGAUUUGGUAUCUUUUAAUGGUGGAAUGAGUAAUUUAUUGUUGGAUACAAUUGCUCAUACUGCCAGUGAAAAAUAUCAUGAUAGGGUCAUUCAGCAUGAGGCUGGUCACUUUUUAAUUGCCUACUUGCUUGGAGUUCUUCCGAGAGGAUUCACACUAUCGAGUUUAGAAGCCCUAAGAAAGGAAGGGUCCCUUAAUGUACAAGCAGGGACCUCAUUUGUGGAUUUUGAAUUUCUUGAAGAAGUUGCUAAGGGAAAAGUCUCUGCAAAGAUGCUGAACAGGUUCUCCUGCAUAGCACUUGCUGGUGUGGCAACUGAGUAUCUUCUCUUUGGUUACGCCGAGGGAGGACUUGCUGACAUUGAUAAGUUGGAUAACUUACUGAAGAGCCUGGGAUUCACCCAGAAGAAAGCUGAUUCUCAGGUAAGAUGGGCAGUCUUGAACACCAUUUUAAUUCUGCGUCGUCAUGAACGGGCUAGAUCAAAGCUAGCAGAAGCAAUGUCUUCAGGGAAAUCGGUCGGUUUUUGCAUCGACAUUAUAGAAACUUCUAUUGUUAGUUCUGAAUCUUCUGAUAUUUAGCUCUUGAAAAAAAAAAAACCUGAUGAUAAAACUUUUUGAGAAAAUCUAAAUUGUUCUGUGGUUUUUGAUAGAAUCACUUCAAUGUUUUUGGCACU
This is a messenger RNA of Dioscorea cayenensis subsp. rotundata (Guinea yam), 1160 nucleotides long. RefSeq lists its product as uncharacterized. The transcript has 7 exons. The record is from RefSeq and is a predicted model, not a curated record. Gene Ontology annotation, biological process: proteolysis. The coding region runs from base 58 to 1065 and encodes 335 amino acids. NCBI's taxonomy places the organism in Eukaryota, Viridiplantae, Streptophyta, Magnoliopsida, Dioscoreales, Dioscoreaceae. Gene Ontology annotation, molecular function: ATP-dependent peptidase activity; metalloendopeptidase activity; ATP binding.